UUCUACAUCUGAUCGACACACUUUCUCCAUUUGUUUUGACAGUAAUUCAUCAUUCGAGUCAUUGAAAAAAAUCGAGAAAAAACAAAUCAAUGACGCCCGCCCCAUCCUCGUGAUUUCAACAAUUGAAACCUCACGAUUUCCACGUGAUUUAGUUACAAAUGGUGUCAUAAAACAAUCAAUGGCAAACAAUAAUCCAGCCAAUACCGAGGAGAGGGAAAAAGUUUGUACAAUGGAGGAGAGAACAGAGUAUUUUACUAAAUUAGAAAAAUGGUUGCAAGAGGCCUAUGCAUGGCAGACUGUGGCUGCUAUGUUUCCAUAUUAUUUGAUGUCUGGACAAAUUCUCCAACCGAAUGGAUCAAACUUCAUACCUCAAUUAUCGACAAAUACUGGAGUCCCAGGAUUUCCAAGUGGAUCAUCAACACCAAACGAUUCCACAAGACUACGAGACAGGAGAGACUCGAGACCUGGUCCCAUAUUAACACCGGAAGGAAUUGAAUACCGGAUUCCACCAAUUUGGAAGCGUUUUGUAGCUGAACUCAUUGAUUCAGUUAUGUUGUUUUUGCUCAAGCUCAUGAUAACUUUCGUUGCACUGGAUAUUUUCGCUGCAAUGAAUAUGGAGCCUUACAAAUUGGAUUUACUCCAAACAAGUCUCAGAAUAGUUGAUUACAAAAUGGCAAUGGAAGUUGCAUCGAGGAUAUUAGUCUGGGAAUUAAUGCAUCGCUUCAUUGUUUGUAUAUUCGAGGCCCUGUGGCUUCAGCAUGGGAUGCACGGUAGAAUAGGGGGUGCAACCCCUGGAAAAUCUGUGAUGGGUCUGCGAGUGGUGCAGUGUCGAAAUAUAACACCAGUUAAUCGUCCAGGGGAUCCAGACGCCGUGAUAGUGUCACCGGGCACUGACCUCGGUUUGCCUCUUGCCCUGGGCAGAUCGAUAGUUAAAAAUUUAAUAAUGACAUUUCUAUUCCCAAUCUGCUUCUCCCUAUUUUCCUUCAGGUUCAAUCGUACUGGCUACGAUCUCGCCUGCUCAUCAAUCGUCGUGGAGGAUCCCUACAGACAAAACAAUCGCCCCUACCACCGCUGAAAAUACUCCACCGAAAUAAACAGUGGAGUGAGAACAUGAGUUGCUCUUCUAUUUCCACUCGUUUAAAUUAUUUACGAGAUUGAAGUUAUUAAUCGAGUGAUCCACUGGAUGGAUUACCAAGUGAAAUAGGACGGAUCAAUCUUCCAUGACCAGAUAUCCAUUUCUAAAGUUAAAAAUAUUCUGCAGAUGUACGUGAUAAUAUCUGACAGAUGAAGAUACCAGCAGAUAUCGUCCUGGAGUUCAAUACAACACACCAAUUUCUUUUCCCUCUCGAUCAAUCCCCAGAGCCACAUAAUAUUCUCACUCCAUCUGCACAACUCUGAUUAGAGUCUAAAUAAAAUUUUCUAAUGUAACAUAAGAGAAAUCCUUUAAAUGUGUACAAAACUAUGGUGAUACUGUAUAUAAGAGAGAAAUAUACGCAGAAUCCUUCGA
Molecule: messenger RNA, 1507 nt
Organism: Fopius arisanus
Lineage: Eukaryota; Metazoa; Arthropoda; Insecta; Hymenoptera; Braconidae
Product: protein FAM8A1
Exons: 6
Coding region: 179-1075 (298 amino acids)
Source: RefSeq, a predicted model, not a curated record